Pseudophryne corroboree (corroboree frog) is the source of this 1647-nucleotide messenger RNA. RefSeq names its product protein FAM200A-like. The transcript has a single exon. The record is from RefSeq and is a predicted model, not a curated record. The coding region runs from base 1 to 1647 and encodes 548 amino acids. NCBI's taxonomy places the organism in Eukaryota, Metazoa, Chordata, Amphibia, Anura, Myobatrachidae.
AUGAUUCCAAGCAAACUAAGGCGCCAUUUGGAGACCAAUCACCCUAACAUGGCUAAGAAAUCGCGUGAUUUCUUCAGCAGAAAGCUAAAAGAAUUAAAAGGACAAAAAGGCACAUUUUUUAAACAAGCAUCCAUACCAAGCAAUGCUUUGCUUGCAUCUUACAAGGUGGCACAUAGAAUUGCAAUGUGUAAAAAGCCUCACACCAUCGCAGAAGAACUGAUUUUACCGGCUGCAGUGGAUAUGGUUAACAUUAUGGUUGGGGAAUCAGCUGGAAAACUGCUUUCAAAGGUACCUUUAUCAAACAAUACCAUCAGUUGUAGAAUCCAACAUAUGGCUGAAGAUCUAAAUGACCAGUUAAUUGAAAAAAUGAAAGGGAAGGAUUUUGCGCUACAACUAGAUGAGGCAACAGACAGUAACAAGGAUGCUCAUCUGAUUUGCUACACACGCUUUGUAGAUUGUGACAAUAUUGUGGAAGACCUUCUCUUUUGUAAAAGUAUCACCGCCGGUAUAAAGGCACAAGACUUGUUUCAGAUCAUUGACACUUUUAUGAGUGAAAACCAGUUAGACUGGACAAAGUGCUUUGGUGUCUGUACUGAUGGUGGUCGUUCUAUGGCUGGCUGUUAUGGAGGAUUGCAGGCACUCAUACGAAGCAAAGCUGCUGAUGCACUUUGGACCCACUGCAUUAUCCACAGGGAAGCCCUUGCAUCAAAGCAUCUGAGUCCGCCACUGAAUGCAGUCAUGGAAAGUGUGUUGAAAGCUGUGAACUUUAUAAAAACUCGGCCACAGAAGGCAAGGUUUUUUAGACAAAUGUGUGAAGAUAUGGGCUCUGAGCACACAUCUUUGUUGUAUUACUGCAGUUCACGAUGGCUCUCCCGUGGCAAUGUACUUUCUCGUGUUUUUCAAUUACAUCAGGAACUCUACUCAUAUCUUGUAGAAGAAAAACACGAGUGUGCCAAUAACUACUUGGAUACUGUUUUUUUGUCCAAUUUAGCCUACCUGUGUGAUAUAUUUGAUAAACUGAAUGCAUUGAAUCUCUCACUGCAGGGAAACAAUACCCACAUUCUUAAACUCUCAGAGAAGGUAUCUGCAUUCAGGAAAAAAUUGUUUCUAUGGAGAAGAAAAUUAAAUGAAGAGUGUUACAAUGACUGUUUCCCCAUGUUGCAUCAGUUUGUUACAUCAAAUGAUGUUUGUUUGACACAUGAACUUAAAUCAGUUUUUGAGCAGCACCUAACAAACCUCAGUGACUGGUUUGAAAAAUAUUUUCCAGAAAAUAUGGAAAAGUUUGUCUGGAUCCAGGAUCCAUUCAGUACUAGGGCCCCAACGGAAUUUACUUCUGUAGAAGAAGAAAAACUCAUUGAGCUCUCCUGUGACAAGACCUUGAAAGUAAAAUUCAGCAGCAUAGGACUUGAAGAGUUUUGGAUAUCCAUUAAAGAUGAAUAUCCGAUACUAAGUGCUAAAGCACAGCAAAUCCUCAUUCCUUUUGCAACAACAUAUUUGUGUGAAGCUGGGUUUUCAGCAGUUGCUGUAAUAAAAAGCAAGUACCGUUCAAAAAUCAAUGUGGAACAGGAAAUAAGGGUGGCAGUGUCCAAGCUGAUCCCAAGGUUUGAAAAGUUGUGCAGUGCACAACAGGCUCACAUAUCCCAUUAA